Molecule: messenger RNA, 6688 nt
Organism: Spirodela intermedia
Lineage: Eukaryota; Viridiplantae; Streptophyta; Magnoliopsida; Alismatales; Araceae
Source: the annotation of a GenBank genome assembly
AUGUGGGGAUCGGGUAGGAGGUUGGUCCUCCGAGGGCUCGUCGCGGCAUGGCUAGGGCUGGCCCUUAUCGGUGACAUGGUCUCUGGACGGUUCGUGGUGGAGAAGAACAGCUUGAUGGUGACUUCGCCCAAUGAACUGCGGGGGAAGCACGACAGCGCCAUCGCCAACUUCGGGAUCCCCCAGUACGGUGGUAGCAUGGCCGGUACCAUAGUGUAUCCCAAGCAGAACAACGAUGGCUGUGAAGCAUUCUCCGAAUCAUUCCGGGCCAAAAUAGGCGGCCUCCCCUACUUUGUGGUCGUAGAUCGUGGAGGUAACGGGGUUCUUCCUUGUCUCAUUUGUUUAUCCCAACUUUUUUCGACGACUGAUCGCCCGUGCACUUGGCGCCAUUUUUUUCCCUUAUUCAUAUAAAGUUACAGAUCGUAGUGGAUUAGUUUUUUUCUCAUAAGGGUAAUCCGUCGUCCGAUCCAAAGAGUUAGUUACCCAUACUGUUUUGAUCUUUAAAGCUGCGGUCAUGACUGGGGCACGGGUAACCAUGGUACACUUGCAGCUUCAUAUUAUAAAUGUUUCUAAAAUUGCAACCAUUUGACUCCAAAAUAAACUCGGUAGUGAAAAAAUCAUCAUUAUACUUCCAUCCAGUGACGCUCCUGAAAAGAAUCCUGUACCACCAUGAGGCACACCUUCUAUUUAAUUUUCUGUGGGACCGCAGUAGUGUUGAUAUUUUUUUAAUAUCAAUUUUCUAGUAUUAAACCUGGCAGUAACUUAUUAUGCUAAUCGGUAUCCAAGCUUUUUUGUCCUCUGGUAUUUUAUGGCUAUCAUGUUACUCCAAUUCUUGAGGCUAUUAUUCAUGACGGACACAGGGUUAUACACUGAUCAUUGCAUGAAAUCUGUUAAGUUUUAGACCUUGGAAGCUUUAAGUCACAGAAGAAAUUUUAGAAUGGUGACCCUUUAAAGUUGUGGGACAGGUUUUAUGUCGCAAAAAAGCGUUAUAACUAACAUGCCUCAAUCGGUAAAACUUUCGGGCAAUUGGUAAGUGAGUUGUGCUAGAAAUCGUCGUCACUGUAAAGAAGAUAUCUUCUUGGAAUGUAAAACUUGGAAGUCAGUAUUCUAGAAUUUUCAUUGAUUCCCAUGCUUUUUUUCUCCCUUGUUCUGUGUAAAAGUCUCCCUUAGCUUUUUGUAUUCUUUUGGAGUGUCUUCAUCGAGAUAUGGAUAUAUAUUGCUUCCAUUAAUCUUUGGUGUAUCCUCCACCAAUAAUGAAGUAGGAUUUCUUCUUCAAUCUAUAUUUGUAUUUUGGAGGCUCCACUAUCCUCUUCCAAAUUAGUGAUUAGUUUUUCCCUGUUUCAUGUGCACGUCUGACAUUAUUCUCUGUAAAGUCUUGGAAGUGAAGAAAAUCUUCAAGACAUUUCUCUUGAUUUUCAUUUUCCUUUUCUUGUAUGAAGUAUGAAGGGUUUCAAAAUUGCUUUAAUCACUCCAUUGAAUUAGCUUAACGUCAUCCAGUGCGAUGUCACACUGAAAGUGUCAUUGUUGUAAAGCAUGAAUCUGGAUUGCGGGCUCCUAAAAUCCGUGUAUAAAAGCCAGUCCAGCCUGAGUUUAAGCUCAGUUCAUUUAAUGAUAGGGCCUGAUGCAAGAUGAAAUUCAAUUCUAUGAAUAUUAGAUGAGCCAGACUUCACUUUGCUCAAAUCCAGUUCGCUUAAAGUCAGGCAUGCCAAGUGUGAGUUCUUUGAAUAUGAAACGAUCUUGUCUCAUCUAGUAUUCUUCAGUCUAUUUGAACCACUAUUUUUUUUUUAAAAGAAUAGAUUUCCCUUAUCUCCGCUCAUGAAUGCAGCUCUUUCGUGAGGUAUAAGCCUAUUUCAUGUAGCUAUUAGAUGCCAUUAAUGGAAUAUUUAGAAAAUAUAUAAAAAUCAUGACCAUGAACAUGGCCAAACCCGAGGACACCUACGUUUCUGUUCUAGCGUUUCACUAGCUAAAUGGGUUCAAUCAAAUUCCUUUCAUGUCUAUUCACCAGCUCUUCCCCACGGUUUUGCAUACACCUAUAGUUUUCAAGUUACAUAGUAUUAGGAGUUCUCUCUAGGAAUCAGAUCCCUUAAGUCAACUUUUAUGCCUUGUGUGGUGGCCAAUUGUGUUUCCUAUUUUUACUGAUAAAUAGAUUCUUUUAUGGAUGUUAUGAUUCCUACGAAGAUGUUGAUUAGCUUAUCACUUGUAAUCUUUUACUUAAUUGGUCUACCUUCUGUGUUUUUACAGGUUGCUUUUUUGCUAAAAAGGUUUGGAAUGCACAGAAUGCUGGCGCAUCAGCAGUGCUUGUGGUUGACAACACUGACGAACCAUUGAUAACCAUGGAUUUGCCUCGAGAAGAUACUGAUGCUGCAACCUUUAUUCAAAAUAUAACGAUUCCGUCUGCACUUAUUGACAAAGCAUUUGGUGGGCAAUUAAAAAAGGCAUAUCAAAAUGGCGAAAUGGUUAAUGUGAACCUUGACUGGAGGGAAGCUGUUCCUCACCCUGACAAUCGUGUGGAGUAUGAGUUAUGGACUAGUAGCAAUGAUGAAUGUGGACCUAAAUGUGAUAUGUUGAUGGAAUUCGUGAAAGAAUUUAAGGGUGCAGCACAGAUACUUGAACAAGGUGGUUAUAGUCAAUUUACACCUCAUUACAUAACUUGGUAUUGCCCACAGUCAUUCAUUGCCAGUAAGCAGUGCAGGUCGCAAUGUAUAAAUAACGGUAGAUACUGUGCGCCUGACCCGGAACAGGAUUUUAGCAGAGGUUAUGAUGGGAAGGAUGUAGUUAUUGAGAACUUAAGGCAGUUGUGUGUGUUUAGGGUUGCAAAUGAGAGUAAAAGACCCUGGCUGUGGUGGGAUUAUGUCACUGACUUUCAUAUCAGAUGCCCUAUGAAGGAGAAAAAAUACACUGAGGACUGUGCUGGGAAUGUUAUCAAGUCCCUGGGUAAGUUGAAUUGUGUUUUGAAUGUCAUGGCUGAAAACAAAUGCAUGUUUGGACAUUAUUUCAGAUUUACUUGGAUUGUCACUCUGGAACAUGUAUAAUGUGACACUGGCAUGUCGGCUAUAUGUACCAUGUAAAUGUUUUUUUCAAAUAUUAUUUGCCAAGGAAGGCAUUUGCCUUGGUUGAAUCAUGGUCUGCUACUAUUUUCAAUCGAGUUGGUAACAGGAGGAUCCAAUUUCAGUGAUAUUCGUGAAUUCUUUUAUUUCGCGAAAGAAACCCCAUCUUUUAACUGUUAGUCUUAUUUCUGACUAGGAAGAUACUUGAAGUUGUCUCCAAGCCGACUUAGUCUACUUGUGCUGCCACUUUUGGAAAGUACUAUACGUAUUGCUACUGUGCAACAUUGAACAUGCAUGUGAUAUGAUACUUUCAUAUUUGAUCUUAUAGGUUAAGCUCUACUACUUGUGGAAACAUUGAUUGAAAAGUUUGAAUCAGUAUCACUAUGUAUUGAAAUGUUAAAUCAACAUGGUGGCCUAUGCUAUUUAUAUUGGAAACAAUAUUGUGGACUAUGCUAUAUUUUAUUCUAUGAAAAUAUUCUUAGCAAGCACCUAAAAUUAACUUGCGUCCUGUGAUAGAAUUUUCUUUAUUUUGGCACACUUCUUGGAUGACGGUCAAUGGAUUCUUCUCUAAUGCUUCUGUUGGGCAGGGCUUGAUGCCAGAAAGAUUAAAAACUGUAUGGGUGAUACAGACGCUGACUCUGAAAAUCAAGUUCUGAAAGAAGAACAAGAUGCUCAGGUGAUUAGACCUUGCAGAUUUUCCCCCUUCUGCUCGUUGAACCAUGGACAAUGAAAGAAGCACCGGACGAUAUCUGUUCUCAAAGGCUGGCUAUAUAUGGUCUAUAUAUGUUUAGAUGUAUAAAUAGAUACUGUGGAUGGAGUCUUUCAUAGGUGUAUGCUACGAGGCAUUAGUUUCCACUUUCAUGCUUACUGAAUAACUUCUAUUUGAAUUCGAGCAUUUCUUGAAUUUAUGCAUCAGUUUUAUUGGGGACGUUUAAAACACCUUGUUGUUCGUCUGUCUCAUGUGAUUAAUUUGUAGAGUGAUGCUACUCCCAAUACUUUUUUUUUUAACCCCCUUGAGGAAGGAGGAGGGAUUUUCUUUGUUGCUUUGCAUUUUUCCGGAUCCAUCUGACGUGGCAUAUAUAUAAUAUAUCUUCAUGGUGGGUUCAUACUCAAAGCAUAAGCCUCUUCGAUAGUACAAUGCAAUAUUCUUAGUAUAAGGCAUUUCACUUAAAACGUUUAAUUGUGUUUGGAUCUGUGCGAGUGACAGAAUUUUCUUGAUAUAGGUUGGGAAGGGUUCCAGGGGUGAUGUUACAAUACUUCCUACACUUGUUAUCAAUAGUCGACAAUAUCGAGGUUGGCCAAUGACACCAUUCCCUUCUUGUGACUUCGUAUAGAAGGCAAGCUAACAUACAUACGUGCAGGGAAAUUGGAGAAAAGUGCUGUUUUGAAGGCUGUUUGUUCUGGUUUUGAGGAAACUACAGAACCUGCUGUUUGCCUAAGUAACGGUGAGUUGUUUGAUUUGUAUGGUUUUCAAAACGUCCAUGGAACCCUCUCUUCCAGUUCAUAUUAAAGGCCAUAAUUUCUAAUUCAGCUAUAUAAUAUUCAUCCAGAUAUAGAGACGAAUGAAUGUUUAAGCAAUAAUGGGGGUUGCUGGCAGGAUAAAGCUUCUAACAUUACUGCAUGCAAGGUGAACUGAAACCAAAACGUUUUAGGAUCAAUGCACCAGUGGUUUUUCGUUUUUUUAAUUAUUCUUUAUACGUUUUGGUCAGGAUACGUUUCGUGGAAGAGUUUGUGAAUGUCCCCUCGUCCAAGGUGUGCAGUUUCAUGGAGAUGGUUAUACCUCUUGUGAAGGUAAACCUUUUGCUCUGUCUACUGGUAAAACACGUCUUAAAACUCCUUCAAAAGUGCACUGAGAGACAAUUAUAAGUAGGGAAGAAGCAAAAUGGGAUUCUACUAUUCCUACUGUUAAUCUAGACUAAAGUGAACUAGAAUUUGCUGAUGCCCUAUUGACCGCCGAUUUAUUGUCCGAUAGAACAAAACGAGAGUUUAUUGAGAGUUUAUUUGGCCACCUUACCUUCAUAAGUUUGGUGGCAGGCCCAUGGUAGUGCAUAUAAAUUAAUGUAGAUAUGUCUUGCCCUGAAACACAAUGGAUGGGCGUUGACUUUUAAUAUCUCUCUCUCUCUCUCUCCCCCUCUCUCUGUUUGUCAAACCUUAGCACAGCCCACAGUCCAAACUAUAAUGCGCUUGAUGUGCCUACGGCCUUCUCUCGGUUCUCAUUGUCAGAGACUUCUGAGCCUCUGAGGCAGUGUUAUUACCAAGAGAAAGAUGAGCCUUAUUCUUUUAUUCUUAGGGCAGCCUUUGUUCCAAGAUUGAGAUAUGGGUUUAUACACAUUGUUGGAAUAUAAGCAACUGAAAAUGAUCUUCUUUGACUCAUUCCAUCUGCAGCUCGUGGGCCUGGACGGUGCCUGAUAAACAAUGGAGGUUGCUGGCAUAAUUCUCGAGAGGGUCUAACCUUCUCCGCUUGCAUGGUUGGUGCUUUUUCUUAUCAUUAUACUUGUCCAUACUACCCACUUUUCUUACUACUUAGAAGACAGAUCCCGUCAUCUAUUUGCUACCAACUCACUAGCACUGACAAAAACUACUAUCUUGGAGACAAAUUUCUUUAUGGGUCAGAAAAAUUUAUGUAUAAUCACACAAAGAUAUAUAUCUAAAGAGUCAACGUUUCUUUGUACGGAGUCAACUGAUAAGAAUUAUUCUGGGGACAUCUUUUUUAAUGGGUUGUAUAAGAUUUUUUGAGUUUAAUAUACAACUAUACAGAUGCAUAUAAUAUCAAUGUUCUAUUAGCACUUCUAGAUCACACAUUUAAAGAUCAUGCGAUCAAACUUGAUCUCGAUGAGAGAAUUAUUCUAUUCUGGGGGCAAUUUUUGCAAUUUUCAAGAACAUGGUGUGGAUCAUCCGCCCCAACUUUUACUAUUUGCAGGAGUGGGGAGAAACCAAAUGCCGGUGCCCCGCUGGGUUCACAGGCGAUGGCGUCAACAGCUGUGAAGGUGAAAUGCCAUUUUCUUCAGGCUCGCUGAGCUGAUCUUCUACAAAUCAUUCGAGCAUGAAUGCAGAAAUCUCUUCUUGUUCACACCCACUGUUUGUGAAUCUGAGCUUAAAUCCCUCUUUUCUUUUCUGUUUUUUGAUCUUCCAGAUGUGAAUGAAUGUAAAGAUAAGAAGGCCUGCCAGUGCUCCGAAUGCAGCUGCAGAAACACCUGGGGCAGCUACGAUUGCUCCUGCAGUGGGGAUCUCUUGUACAUCAGAGAUCAUGAUGCCUGCAUUGGUGAUCAUCCUCAAUUCCUAAUUUCGGAUUUUUCUUAUAAUCCCCAAUCGUUGACUCCCUCCCAUGGUCUGAUGAACAGCGAAGAGGGCGAUCCAGUCAAACACCACCUGGGUAGCUGUCUGGGUCAUCUUGAUCGGACUGGCUAUCGCUGCUGCGGGCGCAUAUAUGGUGUAUAAGUACAGAUUAAGAGUAAGUAUUUACGAAUCUGGGCUGAUUUAUUUCCAUUAUUAUGUAUGUGGGAUUAUUCUAAUAUCCCCUUUUCGGGCUUUAUUUGAUUCAGUCCUACAUGGACUCGGAGAUCAGAGCCAUUAUGGCCCAGUACAUGCCGCUGGACAGCCAGGUGGAGAUAGCCAACCAUUCUCGAGAUGAAGACCAUACAUGA